This is a messenger RNA of Neoarius graeffei (lesser salmon catfish), 2506 nucleotides long. RefSeq names its product lipid scramblase CLPTM1L-like. Gene Ontology annotation, cellular component: endomembrane system; membrane. The coding region runs from base 143 to 1756 and encodes 537 amino acids. NCBI's taxonomy places the organism in Eukaryota, Metazoa, Chordata, Actinopteri, Siluriformes, Ariidae. The record is from RefSeq and is a predicted model, not a curated record. The transcript has 17 exons.
GGGUCUGAAUAAUGGUGUUCAGCUUUCCACCUGGCAUUAAGGCACUGGGAGAUGAAACACAUCCAGUGACGUUGUUUCUGAGCGUCAGUGUGUGACGUCCUGCCUUCAUCACUCCAUCUUCAUUCAUUCAUUUGAAUGAAACAUGUUUCCUUCGUGCUAUUCUAAGCCCAAGAAUGGCUCUCAGUUUAAGAUGUCGUACACUAAAGUGUUGUUUGGGGUGUUAGUGGUCUAUGUGCUCCAUACGUGCUGGGCCUUAUACAGCUUCGUGCACACGAAAUCCUGUGACAGCACUAAAGGGGAUGACUGCGUUACAUCUUAUCUGAGUGCCAAACCGCGGCUCCAGCUGAGCGUGUACUCGACGCUGGAUCCUAGUGAUGAGUCUGCACACACACUCCUGCUCAAAAUGGACAAAUUUGAAGUCCAUACCAAGCUUGAAAGGCAAGUGAAUGUGGCAUUGUCUGCACUGAAUCCAAAGAAUGGGACCCUUCAUGCCAUGGUGUUUGUACAUAAGAGUGGAAUUUCACCAUGGAAAGACAGCAAGUACGUGCGAAUUGUGGCUCGUUUGACCUCUCAGAUGUCCCCAGUUCCUCCUAUGGGCAUUGCUGGCUCUGCCAAACAGACUCCGAAGAAAACAGAAGAGCAAAAUGUCAUGUCCUACUGGAAAUCCCGCAUCACUCUAAACAUGAUGACAGAGGACUUCACGUUCAAUAAUGCAGCCGUGCCCAGUGACCUGCGCAGAUACAUGAAAAUAGUUGAAGAUGGAAAGAAGGACAAAAAGAAAAUGUAUCUUCCUCUUUUACUUGUUGAUGAAAUGAGGAGCAGACUGAAGGAUUUAAUCGAGAUAAACAGCACCACAAAAGCGGUCCCACUCACCAUAUCAUAUGAUACGAUAACACUCCAUAAAUUUAGAAUGUGGAUCCAUAUCCAAGCUGUCAUAUACUCACUCAAACAUUUCGGAUUUUCAGAACAAAGACUUGAUGAAAUUAAAGCCAUGUUUGUUGAGACCGGCCUUCACAUUUUGGUUUUGUCAAUCCUGGUACCUGCGUUCCAUCUCUCAUUUGAAGUAUUUGCCAUGAAAAAUGAUGUGAGCUUUUGGAGAGGGAAAAUGAGUUUAGCAGGCAUCUCCAGGCGAUCAGUGAUCUGGAGGUGUUUCAGCACUGUUGUGAUCUUCCUCCAUCUGCUCGAAGAGCAAACCAGCUGGCUCACCCUCAUCCCAAUGGGAUUUUUAGCAUUAAUUGAGCUGUGGAAAGUCAGCAGAGUCUUUGCGGUUUGGCCCAGUUUUAAAGAUGAUCGAGCAGAUGACUUGGAGCGAGCAACAGAAGAACAUGAUACGAGGGCAAUGAAAUUCUUGUCAUAUUUAAUGUAUCCUCUGUGCAUCAGUGGGGCCAUAUACUCUUUCACAUAUCUCAGAAAUAAAAGUACCUGGUACUUUUGGAUCAUCAACAGUCUUGUCAGUGGAGUCUAUGCAGUUGGAUUUCUGUCUAUGAUCCCUCAAUUAUUUGUCAAUUACAAGAUGAAAUCAGUUGCCCAGCUCCCCAUGUCCGUGUUACUCUACAAAGGGUUAAACACAUUUAUAAGCGAUAUAUUUAGUGGCAUUAUAACUACUCCUGGACCACAUCCACUGGCUUGUUUCAGAGAUGAUGUGAUCUUUCUCAUUUACCUCUACCAGCGCAAGAUUUAUCGUGUGCACAAAUCUAAAGGUCGCGAUUAUGCAUCACACAGGAAGAAACCUAAAGGGAAAUCACACGAGGACUAAAUGGGUGCAUUACAGGAAUCAUAGCAAGAGCUUAAGCUUCAUGCAUGCUAUACUAGAGAACAUCAAAUGUAUAUACUGAAGAAGACUGAAGCUUUUCUCCAAGGACAAAAGACAGUCCCUCAAGUGUUCAGCAUGAAGCUUUUCUAAAGCUCAAGUGUAAUUUUGGUACUGCAUGACAAGUUUUCUACUGAACCAGGCUUGGAGUUUGUGCUAUUUCAUCUCCUUAAAUGUAAUGUGAUCACCUUGAUAGACGGAAGGCUUCAGAAUAAGAACACCUGCCACUGUAAGGACUGGAAUAUUAUAUCACCUUAUCUAUGCUCCAAUGACCUGCAAAAUUAACUAUGAACAAAAUCUAAGCAGGUAGCCAUACCUAUGGCCAAAGCCACAUGGGCCUAAGCAUUCAGCUACAGCUCAGGAGUCUAGUAUUUCUCCACGGCCUACACGUUGAGUAUUAUGAGGCUAUUUUAUUUGGUCUGCUUUACUGUAGCAUGGAGAUUGUAGUGCUCAAAGGCUGCCUUUGUCUGCUGUUAAAUGCUGUGAUUUACACACUGCUACAGUGUGUAACUAGAGAAAGCUUUGUUACCGAGGUCGAUGCCAAUCUGUCAUGUGCAGAAUAAAUAGUGCUGUACCUUUUUUACUUAUGAAAAGUAAAAUGUUUCAGUACUGUAUUUAUUGAAAAUGUUUUACAUAAGUUUAUGUAAUUUAUUCUAAUCUUGAACAAAUUUCAGGAUUUCUCAGAAUUUAAAAUAU